Oncorhynchus tshawytscha (Chinook salmon) is the source of this 4775-nucleotide messenger RNA. Its product is annotated as protein NPAT. NCBI's taxonomy places the organism in Eukaryota, Metazoa, Chordata, Actinopteri, Salmoniformes, Salmonidae. The transcript has 17 exons. The record is from RefSeq and is a predicted model, not a curated record. Gene Ontology annotation, molecular function: transcription coregulator activity; protein binding. Gene Ontology annotation, cellular component: nucleus. Bases 177 to 4160 code for a protein of 1327 amino acids.
AUUCCGGGUUACGUGUGCUCGAGUUCCCCGCCUUUUCACGAAUCGUAGGAUGUCGCACCCUAGAUGUUUUGACCAAUUUGUAACCAAAUGUAACGUUACUACGUGAUUAAUGUAUUUUUACUUGAUUUUACAGAUAAUGUAACUUGUAAUUGUUGCAAUAAUUCGACAUUACAGCCAUGUUGCUUCCGUCUGACAUAGCGCGGCUCGUUUUAGGAUACAUGCAACAAGAGGGACUGUGUUCUACAAGCCAGGCAUUCAUUCGUGAAAGCCCCAAUUUGAAGGAGUACGCAGAACACAGCUCAGAUGAUGCAACUAUUCCUGCUUGUGUGUUUUCCCUCUUUGGGAAAAACCUGACAACUAUUUUGAAUGAGUAUGUUGCUGUCAAAGCUAAAGAGACGAUUGAAGAGACUCAGAUACCUGUCAUGAUGACAUCAUUGUGGAAAAAGCUUGAUUUCACACUCAAUCAAAUCAAGUCUAUGCAAAACUCCCCAGCUAUUAUCCAGAAUCAAAGACUCCGCACACUUAAUGGAAUCGUGAACAUGAGGGGGAGACAGAGAGCCUUGUCAUCAACGCAGUCCCCCAGCUCUGGGUUUCUGUCAUCGUCGGCCCAGGGCAUCGCCACCCCAGUCUGCUACAGCUCCCAGCAGACCAGACCCUCCCCCAUCUGCGGCACACAGCCCCAGAUCCAAGAUGGAGGACGUCUGCUCAUUAAUGUGAACCGGGAGUCACCUUUGCAAAUAACGGUUCCAGACAACCGGUUAACCACAGGACCAUUAUCCCCAGGGCGUCGGAAAUGUGACUCCCCCAGGAGGAGAGGUGGGGGCUCCAGUGGAUUGGGUGGGACUGGAAGAGCCAACAUGGCGGCCAGUAGCCUGACAGCAGAGCCCCAGAGUGAAGAGGUAGUCACAGAGAAUUUCCCUCAAAUGUUGAUACAAAAUGCAAGAGAGAGGAUUCUAAAUGACAAGUCCUUACAAGAGAAGCUUGCUGAAAACAUCAACAAAAUUCUAGCAAGUGAUGUCAGUCCACAGGCUUUAAAGGCAUCAUGCAGCACCAUGGAGCCUGACCAGUCAAUAGAUGAAAUUCUGGGCCUGCAGGGGGAGAUUCAUAUGUCUAAUGAUGUUAUACAAGACAUUUUGGAGCAGACAGAGUCCGACCCAGCCUUCCAGGCUCUUUUUGACCUCUUUGAUUACGGCAAAAGCAAAACCAGUGAGGAUACUGAACAAGGAGCUGGGAACGUGAGCAAUACCACCACAGAGAAUGGUGAGCCUGAGACUAGAUGUAUUGACGGCUCUCCUGAGACUGGAGACCCAGGCACUGGGCCUGAAAACUCAACAUGUGGACAAGAAAAUAGAGUAACAAAGUCCAGUCAAGAGCCCAGGAGUAAGAAAACAAGGAAAUCUGCACCUCCUGUUUCAAGCACUUCAAAGGCAACUCCUGGACCCAGUAGCAGAGGGUUGAGAAAGGGAGCUAGCUCAACAACUCCUGGACCCAGUAGCAAAGGGGUGAGAAGGGGAGAUAUUGCAACUCGACCCUCGGCACGUAUUGAUCAACUUACCGCCGCUGCUUCUUCUGCCGCAAACGACUCUGAUUGGGUUGACUCAGGCUCCAUCUUUAAUCCGGAUGUAUCAGGCGUGGAUAUAGACAAACCUCUCAAUACCCCCCUUGACAGUAUAGCUCCGCCAGAUGUCUUUGAGCCAGUCAGACAGGAGAGUGGAACAAUUUGUCCGGCGUCAGCAUGCAACACACCUUCAUCUGAAACCAGGACGGUCUCUGCUGUGAAAAACAUAUUAGGCAAUGAGAACACAGUGGGGGCUGAUGGUAGACAAGUGAUGGAUAACCAAGCUUUACUUCUUAACUCUUCACCUUCCCUGUCCAAUUCCAUGCCAAUGCUGGAUCAGUCAAACAAGGCUCCCAUACAGGCCUCUAACCUGCCUCAUAGGAAUAUUACCCCUCCCAGCAGUGUAGGAAUUUCACAACCUCUACCACAGACCAUACACUCUAUGGCUGUCCCCUCAACAGUUACAACAACUCCUGCUGCCCCAACCUUCAUCCCAAACCCCAACUCUACAGGCAAGGAAGUAGACCCCAGUAAGAUUGUGGCCCUGAAGAUCAUAAUCAGCGAUGAGCAGGAGGAGCCCUCCAGUGACUCUGCCCUGAACCAGGCUGUGUCCAGCAUCACUGGGGAUAGGAUCCCCACCAUCUUCCUCUCCUCUCCCACCAAGUCACCUGCUAAGGCCCCGGCCCUCAGUGGAGCCCCAAUGGCUCAGGAGGAGACUGUGCAGGCGGUGAGCAGCUUACAGAGGACAGAAGUCCUCCUGCCAGCAGAGACCAAUCCUCUUAGUGGGAAAGCAGGGGAUGUGGCAGCAUUGGCAGGGACGUCAUCUGCGUUGACACAGCCUGGCUACUACAUUCAGCUGCCCUUUGAUUCAGCCACAUCCACCAACAGCUACAUCUUAGUGACAGACACAACAGCUACAGACCUCCAGUCCAACAAGGUGAUAUUACCCAGUAGCGCCCCACAGGUACAGACUGUACCCCCUACCUCAUAUACUCUGGCCACUCCACCCUGCUAUUCUCCUGGAUCUAGACUCAUCAUAUCUUCACCAGUUCAGCCAAUGCUGCAAAGCAUGGUGGUUCCUGUAUCUGUUGUUGGGCAGAACAAUGCAACACAGUUCUCAGUAGUUCCUAAUCAGUUGAUAGCCAUGCCUAGCCCUGCUUCAGCAAAGCAGCCAGCAGCAGUGAAUACUGACCCUAAACUGGCUCCCAAGGACACCACAGUCUCAGGAAAAACGGGAGCUUCUGGAUCAAAUAUAGUUACAAAGCAGGUCCACCCGCCAGCCUCUGAAAGCACAGGGCAGCAGAAGGUGGUAGCAGUUGGCUCGAGCCCCAGCCAUAGAAGGAUGCUUUGCUUUGAUGGGUCUGCUGGUGAAACUUCCACGUCCAAAGCUACAGCUACUGCUGUAUCGCCUGUCCAACAGGUGGAGAAAGAGAUACCUAAAUCUGCCUCUGCUAUCUUGGGGAGCAGCAGGCCAAAAAGGAGAAUAGAGACUGUAAGAUGUACAGACAACACUCAGACAUCAUGGACCGGAACGGAGACGGAGAAAUCCUCCACUGUCCAAAAGCAGAAAGAAGCUGCGAAAAAGACCCCUUCAAAGAGGGACGCAGAUCAAAAUGCUAGAGGUCAAAGUGCAAGUACCAGUAGAUCUCAGAGUGCUGGUAGCAGUAGGACUGAUGCUUCACAGUCCAGGAAGAGAUCUCAAUCAGCAGACAAGAAGGAUGAUGGUGGAGCAGGACCUAAGGAUGCCCAGAGCUCCAGGUCAUCUUCCUCUGAUCACAGACUGAGAUCAGGGAGCAGGAAAGAGAAAGACUCAUAUAGACAAGAGCCUACUGAGAAAUCUCCUGCCAAGGAGCGGGAGGGAUGGACAGAGAAAAGGACAUCUUCUCAGGAUCCCCCUCAUGUCACUGCCAAUAAGGAGAAUGAGCUGGAGGGGGGAAGGCGAGAGCAGCAGCCCACACCAGCACCAAGAGAAUUCAGCCCGGCCCCACAAACCCCUGUCCCCCAGGCUUGCUCCAGCAAAUUCCCCUCCAAGACCAGCCCACUGACCAAGCAGGCAGCUGAAAUGCUCCACAACAUCCAGUGUCUAAACCCUCCCUCCACCCCUCCUAAGAAGCCUGGCAUGGGCUGUCUGGAGCUGCCUCUUCCUCGGACCCCUGGCCGUCUCCAGGAGUCUCUAUACUGCCCCAGGACCCCUGCACGUCAGAAGCUAGACAGAAACGGAGAGGGCACCCCCAGGCACCUGGUCCCUCCCACCACCCCGGACCUUCCCUCCUGCAGCCCAGCCAGCGAAGCAGGGAGUGAAAACAGCAUCAACAUGGCGGCUCACACACUGAUGAUCCUAUCCCGAGCCGCCAUUGCCAGGACAGGCACCCCACUGAAAGACAGCUUGCGCCAGGAGGGGGCUGGAGCAGUGACCCCUGUAGCCUUCAAGAGCAAGAAGCGCAAGCAGCCUGAGCCCCUGGCCAGCCCGCCAGCAAAGAAAGAUAUCUCAGGUUCAUCUGGCAGUAAGAAGAAAGCAAAGAAACAGCAGAAACUAAUGGAUUCCUUCCCCGAUGACUUGGAUGUGGAUAAGUUCCUGUCUUCACUGCAUUAUGAUGAGUGAUGGGUUAUAGCAGUUGGACAAUGAGAUGAGAAUCUCCCAAACACUACCUACCUACUCUCCAGGAAUUGAACAAGCCAUAAUUUACUGUCACAGUGCCUAUGGUUAAAUCAUAGGUGUUAGGCACCUGUGGUCUAGUGGAGCAUGUCCUCAGCUAUUAUUUUUUCUUCGUUGGUAUGCCUGCUUGUAGGGUUUGUCCUACAUCCUUUGGCGUAACAACUAAUUAUACAUGUGAUGUAUAUACUGUAUAGACAUUAUUGCAGAAAUGCUAGAUUGAGAGCACUUUGGUUCCAUUCAAGGACUGUAAUGUUAAGAAUGGUUUCCCAAUCUUGUAUUAAUGUUUUCAAGAAUUCAACCCUUUUUCAAUAUUUCACUGUGUCUAAACUUUAAAUGAUCCACCCAACACACUAUGGCUGUGGUUAGACAGGCAGCACAAUUCUGAUCUUUAUUUCACUAAUUGGUAUUUUGACCAGAUCAGCUGUGAAAAAGAUUGGUCAGAAAGACCAAUUAGUGGGAAAAAAUAUCAGAAUUGGGCUGCGUGGUGUGUGUAAAAUACAUUUGUGCAGAUGUUUUCUUUACUAGUGAUUUUUAAAUUAAAUCUUGUUUUAGGAAAAUCUA